Molecule: messenger RNA, 2163 nt
Organism: Neltuma alba
Lineage: Eukaryota; Viridiplantae; Streptophyta; Magnoliopsida; Fabales; Fabaceae
Product: sodium/proton antiporter 1
Exons: 10
Coding region: 31-1800 (589 amino acids)
Biological process (GO): transmembrane transport; sodium ion transport
Cellular component (GO): membrane
Molecular function (GO): antiporter activity
Source: RefSeq, a predicted model, not a curated record
UUUUGCUAUUUUGCUCAUACUUGACGGGAAAUGGCUACCUUUCCAGUUGGGACUAGUUUGCCUCCUUCACAAUCCCAAUCCCAGCACUUGCGGAGCCGAGCACUUCACUCUCCAUUUCAUGGCCUUCGCACCUUCCAAUCUCCACUAUCAUUAUCAUCUUCUUCCUUCUUUGGUUCUUCUUCUCUUUGUAGAAUUACGGGUCUCAGGUUGCCUGGUAAUCAUGUAUUGGCACGCGCUGAAGAGAAGGCUAGAGGUUCUACUUCGUUUCAAGAGCAGCAAGCUGAACAACGUCCCGAGAGACAAUUUCAGGACUUGAUGUCAGAAUCUGGAACAUGUGAUCCCCUGUGCUCAGUAGAUGAAACCAGCUCACUAGAUUUUGAAGAAACUUACCAGCCCAAGACUGAUUAUUUGAAAGCUCUCGCCAUAUUCGCAGCAGCUGCUGUUGGAGCAUUGGCAAUUAACCAUUCUUGGGUAGCCGCUAAUCAGGAUCUUGCUAUGGCAUUGCUAUUUGGAAUAGGAUAUGCAGGCAUCAUAUUUGAAGAAUCUCUAGCCUUCAAUAAAAGUGGAGUAGGAUUGUUGAUGGCUGUAAGCUUAUGGGUGAUACGGAGUAUUGGGGCUCCUUCAGCUGAUGUAGCUGCUUCAGAACUGACACAUGCGUCUGCAGAAGUCAGUGAAAUAGUGUUUUUCUUGCUUGGUGCGAUGACCAUUGUUGAGAUAGUUGAUGCUCAUCAAGGGUUUAAGUUGGUUACUGACAAUAUAACAACUCGAAAGCCACGCACUCUUCUUUGGGUGAUUGGGUUUGUCACAUUUUUCCUCAGUUCAGUUCUAGACAACCUGACAUCUACAAUUGUCAUGGUUUCUCUGUUGCGGAAACUAGUACCUCCAUCAGAGUAUCGAAAGAUUCUUGGAGGUGUUGUUGUUAUAGCUGCAAAUGCUGGUGGUGCAUGGACUCCUAUUGGCGAUGUUACCACUACUAUGCUGUGGAUACAUGGUCAAGUAUCCACUUUGCAAAUAAUGAAGGGAUUGUUUGUGCCUUCAGCUAUCUCUCUAGCUGUGCCGCUGGCUCUUAUGUCACUGACUAGUGAAGUUAAUGGGAAGGGACAGGAUUCACCCAAUGUCUUGGCAUCUGAACAGAUGGCUCCUCGAGGACAGCUUGUUUUUGCUGUGGGUCUAGGAGCUUUGAUUUUUGUACCAGUGUUCAAAGCCCUCACAGGUUUACCUCCUUACAUGGGAAUGUUGCUUGGACUUGGUGUGCUUUGGAUCCUCACUGAUGCUAUCCACUAUGGUGAAUCUGAGAGACAAAAACUAAAAGUACCACAAGCCUUAUCAAGAAUAGACACUCAAGGAGCACUAUUCUUCCUAGGAAUUCUAUUGUCUGUCAGCAGCCUGGAGGCAGCAGGGAUUCUAAGGGAAUUAGCAAAUUACCUCGAUGCUCAUAUUCCGAAUGUUGAAUUGAUAGCAAGCGCUAUUGGAGUCAUAUCAGCUAUAAUAGACAAUGUUCCAUUAGUUGCAGCAACAAUGGGAAUGUAUGAUCUAUCCACUUUCCCACAGGAUUCUGAGUUUUGGCAGUUGGUUGCGUUUUGUGCUGGUACUGGUGGCUCCAUGUUAGUCAUUGGCUCAGCUGCAGGAGUUGCAUUGAUGGGGAUGGAAAAAGUGGACUUCUUUUGGUACCUACGGAAGGUUAGUGGCUUUGCUUUCGCAGGUUAUGCUGCCGGCAUUGCUGCGUAUCUAGCAGUUAACAGCCUUCACAUCUCCUUACCCACAACUCUGGCCGAGAUUCCUUUUCUUUCUGGUUCCUAAAUGAGCAGUUCAGAGUUCACCGGCAUUCCAAAUAUUCUUGAUACAGUGAACGUUGUGAAUGAAGAUUGAGCGACUAAAGUAUGGCUUGGACACAAGAUAAAAGGCAUUCUGGGAGACUCAAAAUAUUCCUGGAUUUGAUAAAUUGUAAAUGUUAAGAAGCUUUCUUAAAUGCUUACAUUACAAUUAGUUAAAGUAAGAGAUGUAAUUUCUCAUCCCCAGAAUUAAAAAGGGGGGUAAGAGAUGUAGUUCUGGAUAUUGCAUGCUGCCAUUUAGGUUUAUUAUGUGAAGUAUCAUCAGACCAGAUCACUUUUCUCUUGAAAUGAUUGAAUUUAUGAAUAGAAUUCUAAGCUUUAUUGUGAUGGU